Prinia subflava (tawny-flanked prinia) is the source of this 2128-nucleotide messenger RNA. RefSeq names its product TGF-beta receptor type-2-like. The transcript has 7 exons. The record is from RefSeq and is a predicted model, not a curated record. Gene Ontology annotation, biological process: cellular response to growth factor stimulus; protein phosphorylation; heart development. Gene Ontology annotation, molecular function: transforming growth factor beta binding; activin receptor activity; activin binding. The coding region runs from base 148 to 1830 and encodes 560 amino acids. Lineage: Eukaryota; Metazoa; Chordata; Aves; Passeriformes; Cisticolidae. Gene Ontology annotation, cellular component: signaling receptor complex; plasma membrane.
UCCGCCUUCCCGGCAAGGCUGAGCCGGGAGCCUCCAAAGAGGGGCUCCGGGCUUGACAGCAGAAGCGCAGGAGACUGGCUCCACCGAGGGAGGAUGAGCUGCUCAGCACCGUGAAGCCGGGCUUCUGCUUGCCAGUGGGAUCCAGAAAUGGGCUACUGGAGGAGACCGGGGCUGCUUUCCUUACUGCUGCUCUCCUUGUCCUGCGGCGCCGGCGCCCGCCGCAGCCUCAAGACCAACCUGUGCAAGUGGUGCGACUCCACAGCCCCGGCCUGCGAGGAGAAGGUGUGCUACAGCAGCUGCAACCUCAACUCCUACUGCGAGGACCCCUACGAGAUCUGCGUGGCGAUAUGGAGACAGGACAACGAGAGCAUCAGGGUCAGCACGCUGUGCCACAACCCCCAGCGCCCCAUCGAAAACCUCAUGGUCCCCAACUACAACACCUCGCGCUGCGUCAUGAGCCACCAGCCCAGCGAGGACGGGGUCAUCUACAUCUGCGGCUGCGUGGACGAGCAGGAGUGCAACGACAGGCUCAUCUUUGAGAACCACACCAAUGGCUACUCCAUGCUGCAGAGCAAAGAGGUGAUCCCGGUGGCUGCCAUCAGCCUCCUGCCCCCGCUGCUGGUGGCGGUGAUGAUCACGGUGAUAUUUUACCUCUGCCGCACGCAGAAGCGACGCAAGAGAGCCAAGGCGUGGGGUGGGAAACAGGGACAGCCCCCGGCGCUGCUGGAGCAGGGGAAGGCAACUGAGCGGGAGGAGAAGUUGUCGGUGCUGAUGGAUGAGAGCCCAGCCAGCAGCAGCAGCCACCCCGCAGAGCUGCUCCCCAUCGAGCUGGAUGAGAUGGUGGGCAAAGGGCAGUUUGCCGAGGUGUGGAGGGCCAAGCUGAGCCACAGCCACUCGGGGCAGUACGAGACCGUGGCCGUGAAGAUCUUCCCCUGCGAGGAAUACUCCUCCUGGAAGAACGAGAGCCAGAUCUUCACCGACACCAGCCUCAGGCACGACAGCGUCCUGCAGUUCCUCACUGCCGAGGACCGGGGCACGGGGCCCCGCCGGGAGUACUGGCUCAUCACCGCCUACCACAGCCGGGGCAACCUCAAGGACUACCUCUCCCGCCAUGUGCUGAGCUGGAUGGACCUGCAGAAGAUGGCUGGGUCCCUGGUGAGCGGCGUGGCCCACCUUCACAGCGACUACACCGCCUGUGGCCGCCCCAAGAUCCCCAUCGCCCACCGCGACAUCAAGAGCACAAACGUCCUGGUGAAGAACGAGCAGGAGUGCGUGCUCUGCGACUUCGGCAUCGCCAUACGCCUCGACCCCGCCCUCACAGUGGAUGACUUUGCCAACAGCGGGCAGGUGGGCACUGCCAGGUACAUGGCCCCAGAGGUCCUGGAGUCCAGAGUGAACCUGGAAGACCUGGAGUCUUUCAAGCAGAUGGAUGUCUACUCCAUGGCCCUCGUUUUGUGGGAAAUGGCCUCCAGAUGUGAGGUGGUAGGAGAGGUAAAGAAUUAUGAGCUGCCUUUUGGGUCCAAAGUCCAAGAGCAGCCUUGUGUGGACACCAUGAGGGACAUCGUGCUGCAUGGCAGAGGCCGGCCCGAGAUCCCAAGCAGCUGGCUGGUGCACCAGGGAAUGCGCUUCCUGUGCGACACCAUCACCGAGUGCUGGGACCACGACCCCGAGGCUCGGCUCACCGCCCACUGCGUGGCUGAGCGCUUCAACCUGAUGGCACAGAUGGAUUGUGAUGACAUCCUCAACAACAACAUGGACAACGAGGCCAGCAAAACAGCUUCUCCAGGUGAGGAGCACCAGGACAGCGACGGGAGCAGAAACAUUCAGUGACGCAGCACACCAAAGUCCUCAUCGCAAGGAACAAGAGGAUGUGGGGGAAGCAUUUAGCUCAUGGAGGAAAAAAACCUCACUGUUUUUCAAAAUGGAACUAAGAUCUAGUACAUAAAUUAUUUAUAAGAUCUGUUUCCUCCCACAGAUACAGUGAACUGUGGAAUCAAUAUUUUGGUUAAAGUGAAACAUUAUUAUAUGAGCUGACUUUGUACUUACUUAAAUGUGUAAUGAUGCAAAGCAUUCCUUUUAUUAUUUUUUAAAAUAAUAAUGUUUAAUCUUUUGUUAAUAUGCACCUGAA